ACCGCUCAGUACAAGAUGAUGAUGACGACAAGGUGGAGCUUAUUGCAGAUGUGGACUGCUGGAGGACUUUCGAAAUAAAGUUGUUCACGCCGAGCCGUCGCGAGGUGCGCGACCUGCUGGACCAAACCACAAAGAUUAUCUCAAUGAAGAACUACUCCUCGGAUUCAACAGUGACUGUUUUCAAACGUCCACACGUCUCCGCCUACCAGUGACACCUCUCCCCUCCCUUUCUCUCCUUUUAUUCCAUUCUCAUUUUUCUGUGCUCUCGUCUGGUCUCAGUUUCUGGUGCUUCAGGCAACUAGUCAGUCUUCUUUUUUCACUUCCCCUUUACCUCAUAUGAGUUGAGGCUGAAGGCCUGUUACCCCUUACAAUGACUGCUGAGGUCGACUCAGCAUCUCAGGGCAGCGGUGUGCGGCUGAAGCAGGAGAUUUCCCUCCUCCAUGGGGUCUGUCUGAUUGUGGGAAAUAUGAUCGGCUCCGGUAUCUUCGUCUCACCCAAGGGGGUUCUUCUUUACACCGGCUCAUUUGGCCUGUCCCUGGUGGUGUGGGCCAUCGGAGGGAUAUUUUCGGUGUUCGGGGCGUUGUGCUAUGCCGAGCUGGGGACUACCAUCCGUAAAUCAGGAGCGUCAUAUGCUUACAUCCUGGAGGCCUUUGGAGGUUUCCUGGCUUUCAUUCGAUUGUGGACGUCCUUGUUGAUAGUUGAGCCAGCUUGUCAGGCAGUGAUAGCUCUGACCUUCUCCACCUACCUGGUCCAGCCCUUCUACUCCACCUGUACAGCCCCUUACGCUGGUGUCCGUCUCAUUGCUGCCCUCAUCAUAUGUCUUCUGACAUUUGUGAACUGCAUGAACGUGAAAUGGGGGGCUAAUCUUCAGGUCCUCUCCACUGUAGCGAAGGUCCUAGCUCUCAUCGUCAUCAUCAUUACUGGCCUGGUGAAGCUUGCACAAGGUUUUGACCAGAACUUUGAGGACUCAUUCAAAGGCUCUAAGCUGAACCCUGGUGACAUGGCCCUGGCCCUCUACUCAGCGCUUUACUCCUACUCGGGCUGGGACACGUUGAACUUCAUCACAGAGGAGAUCAAAAACCCAGAGAGGAAUCUGCCCUUGGCCAUCGGCAUCUCCAUGCCCAUCGUCACAGUGAUCUACAUCUUGACCAACGUGGCCUAUUACGUCGUCAUGGAUGCAGACAGAGUGCUCAGCAGCGACGCUGUUGCUGUGACCUUUGCUGAUGAUGUGCUGGGCUGGGCGCGGUGGCUGAUCCCUCUGUCUGUGGCCAUAUCUUGCUACGGAGGCCUCAACUCCUCCAUCAUUGCUGCCUCCAGGUUGUUCUUUGUUGGUUCCAGAGAAGGUCACCUGCCCAAUGUGCUCUGCAUGAUCCACAUUCAACAUUUCACCCCAAUUCCUGCCCUGCUUUUCAAUGGAGGCAUGUCUCUAAUCUUCUUGUCUGUACCCGACGUCUUCCAAUUAAUCAACUACUUCAGUUUCAACUACUGGUUGUUCAUUGGCUUGUCGAUAGCCAGCCUGAUCUACCUGCGCUUCAAAGCUCCUGAUCUGCACCGGCCUGUCAAGCUCUCUUUGUUCUUCCCGAUAGUCUACUGCUUGUGCAGUGUUUUUCUGGUCGUAGUUCCCCUCUACAGCGACACCGUCAACUCUCUGGUGGGAAUCGCUGUGGCGUUGUCUGGUGUACCGGUCUACUACGUCUGCAUCCACCUGCCACCCAGCUCACGACCAGCCUUCCUCGGAAAGACGAUCGAUAAAGUCUCUCUGUACACCCAAAAACUGUUCCUGUGCUGUGUGACCUCGCCUGAUAUCGACCUUGACAAUUUGGACCCAGAUAAGAUUGAAUGAUGAAACCGCAAAACCCUCUUCUGAAAGGCAGGAAGGAGGGAUGGAAGAGAAGGAAUGACACAAAGGAAGCAGAGAGCUUUAGACAAUCGGGAUAUAGACGAGUAUAGAUUAAUUUAGCUGAGAAUGAAGAAAACUGGGCAGGUGAGCUGCACACACCUCUUCCUUUGUUCUCUCAAGCACAAGCUUUUGAUAAAUAUAUAAGAGCAUAACCUUGCUCUGCUCAGUACAACCCUCCAAACAGCACUGUAUAGAUUAACUCGAUGGAACUUGAGCACAUUCACAUGCUAUUAGUACAGUGUUAUCCGUGUAAUUCCCUCCACACCACUGCAUCUCACGCGCACACAGCUGAUUGAAAGCUUCAUGGUGACUCACCCCCCCCCCCCCCCCGACGACUAGGAAUCAAGAGGUAAUGGCAGUAAGUGCACAGAUGCAUGUGUUGCAUCCCAUCUCCUGCGAAUGAGUCCUGUGGCUCAUUUCAAUGUGUGAAAGAUGAGCUCGGAGGAUUCAAGUGUUUUUGAAAUGACCCCUCAUCACCUGUUACAACUCAGGAUUUGUUCAACCAUUUUAGUCUUUAGGAUCAUAGAAACCUUCAGUAGGUCCCGUCCACUGGUGUACAUGCUGAAAGCUGCAGACUUGAAUGUUUUGAUUGGAAAAUGAUCUGUCUGACGCCAAUGCAAACCAGUUUGUAGUUCUUAUUUUGUUUACAUCAUCUCAAUCGGUAUUGAGGCCAAAUUUUGUCCCCAAAACCUUGUUCUUGGGCUUUCUGACAGACCUCUGAUUCAGCUUCUUUUUUUCUUUGUCUUGUAUUACAACCACCAUGCUUAUAGAAAUGCGUUCUCCCCGUCUAUCACCAUACUUGAUGACCAAGUAGACAGAUCUGUAAUAAUUAGAUUGGUUAGAGGAAGAAGAUUAUUUACCAAAGUGCUGUUAUUUUGUUUAUGGGCCUGCACCUGUUGAUGCGUCAGCUGACUAUGAUGAUGAAUCCGUCCCUAAUGUGCAUCCUCUUUCUGUUCCACCAUUAACCCUUCGAAUGCUUCAGGGCUAUAUUUGAUUUCUGGUGCCUUCUAGUGGUAGCUACUAUUCACAUCCAGGGAGAUUUUGAGAUUCUUCCGUGCAGCAAUCAAGAGCCCAUCUGGAAGGUUGACCUUUUUACGCAUGCUUUUCCCGUCACUUUGGACUAAUGUAACCAAGCGGUUGUGCCGGUUUUCCCAAUCAACCGGGUUCUCACUCCUUUUAGAGUCUCCUCACACAAACCGAGACAAUGUGCACACGUUGUAGCUGUUAUCUUGAACUAUUGUCUUUUUUUUCUAACUCGUGUCAAAUAGUUUGUAUCACAAAUAUAUGUAAUAUGUGUAUUUAAAGAUGUUGCCUUGUCAAUAUAUCUCGAGCUGGGGUCAUUUGUUCACCGUACACAGCCAAAGGUCUUAAACAGGCUGAUAGUUCUUUCUACUCACAGAGUGA
Pungitius pungitius (ninespine stickleback) is the source of this 3304-nucleotide messenger RNA. RefSeq names its product Y+L amino acid transporter 2-like. The record is from RefSeq and is a predicted model, not a curated record. Lineage: Eukaryota; Metazoa; Chordata; Actinopteri; Perciformes; Gasterosteidae. Gene Ontology annotation, molecular function: basic amino acid transmembrane transporter activity; L-amino acid transmembrane transporter activity. Gene Ontology annotation, cellular component: membrane. Bases 371 to 1843 code for a protein of 490 amino acids. Gene Ontology annotation, biological process: amino acid transmembrane transport. The transcript is spliced from 12 exons.